GGUCAUGCCAGCGUCUUCUGAUAACCCUGAAAUUGUACCUGCAGCAAGCUGUGGCCUGGAAGGGGACUUUAAGUCCCCCACAAUUGCCAGCAAUCCUUCCGCCAGGCAAAACACAUCAUCUAAGGGAAAGAAGUCAGGUUUGCUUAGGGCGUGGCAGCUUCGGAUAAAGGCAGGACUCCGCCUCGCAGCCCCGAUUUCUCCCGGAACCUGUGCUCAGCCUGGUGAACCGCACAGAAGCUGGGGCUGGGGCAAGGCGAAUACCAUCUGUUAGUCUUGGCUGGAUGACAUCAUGGGAAGGGGGAAUAGUGGGGCCUUGCAGGCCAGAGGUGGCUUGGAGGAGCCCCUGGAAAGAGGCUUAAGAGGCCCGAGUUUCACCCAGUCCCCACUCCACGGCGUGGCUGCGGCUUAUCUCUCAGCCCAGAGAGAUGCCAGCCUUCCUGCCCUGGGCCAGCGCUCUGACAUGCAGAAGGUGACCCUGGGCCUGCUUGUGUUCCUGGCAGGCUUGCCUGUCCUGGACGCCAACGACCCAGAAGAUAAAAACAGUCCUUUCUACUAUGACUGGCACAGCCUCCAGGUUGGCGGGCUCAUCUGCGCUGGGAUUCUGUGCGCCAUGGGCAUCAUCAUUGCCAUGAGUGGAAAAUGCAAAUGUAAGUUCGGCCACAAGCCCAGUCACCAUCCAGGGGAGACUCCACCUCUCAUCACCCCAGGCUCAGCCCAUAACUGAUGAAGACAAACCAGCUGAAAUUGGGUGGAGGACCGUUCUCUGUCCCCAGGUCCUGUCUCUGCACAGAAACUUGAACUCCAGGAUGGAAUUCUCCCACCUCUGCUGGGACUCCCUUGCACUGCAGGGCCUCAUCUCACCUCCCGCAGGAGGGUCUCUUUGUUCAAUUUUGUUUUUUUUUUUUUUUUAUCUAAAAUGAUUGUGCCUCUGCCCAAGCAGCCUGGAGACUUCCUAUGUGUACACUGGGGUGGGGCUUGGGGCACCAUGAGAAGGUCGGCGUGUCCUGGAGGCUGACACAGAGGCUGGCACUGAGCCUGCUUGUUGGGAAAAGCCCUCAGGCCUGUUCCCUUGUGGCUUGGGGCAUGGCACAGGCCCGCCCUCUGCCUCCUCAGCCAUGGGAACCUUAUAUGCAAUUUGGGAUUUACUAGUAGCCAAAGGAAUGCGAGAGCUCUAACCAGAUGGAACACUGGAACAUUCCAGUGGACCCUGGACCAUUCCAGGAAAACUGGAAUAUAGGAUCGUCCUACCAUGAUGCAAGUGUUCAGACAGUUUAUAACAGUGAGACUCCUGUGACCCUUUCAUUCACCCCCCAGACCUCAGUUUAUUCCAAGAUCUUUCCAAAUACCCAAAUGUCCCUGCAAGCCCGUUAAAUAAUUCCCUAUGCUACCCUUAAUGACAUACAAUGACCACAUAGUGUGAGAAUUUCCAACAAGCCUCAAACUCCCUUGAGCCUCCCCAAAACUUAAUAAGGCAUCCAAAAUGUUCCCGUGAACUACCCCACAAAAUGCCUAAAACUCAAAACACCCAAAAAUAUCUCCCCCAAUGUCCUGAAACAUGAACCCAAAUAGAGACCCACAAUAAACUCGUGACUUGUCCCCUCA
Piliocolobus tephrosceles (Ugandan red Colobus) is the source of this 1602-nucleotide messenger RNA. It is a transcript of the gene FXYD3, whose product is annotated as FXYD domain containing ion transport regulator 3. Bases 290 to 724 code for a protein of 144 amino acids. The record is from RefSeq and is a predicted model, not a curated record. Gene Ontology annotation, molecular function: sodium channel regulator activity. The transcript is spliced from 11 exons. Gene Ontology annotation, biological process: regulation of sodium ion transmembrane transporter activity. Gene Ontology annotation, cellular component: membrane. NCBI's taxonomy places the organism in Eukaryota, Metazoa, Chordata, Mammalia, Primates, Cercopithecidae.